AUGAACUUUUGUCCUUUUCUUUUCUGCUUUGUGCAUGACCUCAAUUUGAAUAAGCUGAAAUAUCUAAGCUGCGAUUGUGUUCCAGCUUUCAGUGUCGCACACUGGGAGCAACUGCAGCAGGAGAAGGAGGAACUGGAGCGUCGUUUUGAGGCUGAGCUGCAGGGAUUGCGGGCCCAGCAGCAGAGGGAGCUGGGAGCGCUGGAGGAGCGGCUGAAGGCGCAGCACAUGGACCAGACCGAGAACCUGCAGGCCCAACAGCGAGCCGAGCUGGAGGAGCUACGUUUCAAACAGCAAGAGCAGCUUGAGGAGAUGAGCGAGAACCAUGAGGAGUCCUUGAUGGAGAUGGAGACGGCUCACAACGACACACUCGCCACUCUGCAGGAGGAGCAUGCACGGACUGUGAAGAAUUUGAAGAUGGCCCAUGAACAGCAGAGGAAAUCUCUGGAAGAAGAGUUUGAAAAGAUCAGACUGUCACUGCAGGUUAGCAGCUGNCUGAUAUCCUUUAGGAUGAGAGUUCGUGGUCGACCAGCAGCAAGUCACGCCGCCGUUCGGCCAGAAAGAACGCAGGAGUUGGACCGAGCCCUGAUCCAGCAGCUGCGAGAGCGCUGCGAGCAGCAGGCCCUGCAGCUGCAGAGCCUUCAGGCGGAGCUGAAGAAGGCCUCCCUGUGCCUGGAUGUUUUCAGCAUCACGACCCAGCACUUCUGUCACAAGAGUGAGAGUGCCAUUGUGAAGGAGAGGGAGCUGUCCCUGGAGCUCGCCAGGAUCAGGGAUGAAGUGGCUUUCAGUGUCGCACACUGGGAGCAACUGCAGCAGGAGAAGGAGGAACUGGAGCGUCGCUUUGAGGCUGAGCUGCAGGGAUUGCGGGCCCAGCAGCAGAGGGAGCUGGGAGCGCUGGAGGAGCGGCUGAAGGCGCAGCACAUGGACGAGACCGAGAACCUGCAGGCCCAACAGCGAGCCGAGCUGGAGGAGCUACGUUUCAAACAGCAAGAGCAGCUUGAGGAGAUGAGCGAGAACCAUGAGGAGUCCUUGAUGGAGAUGGAGACGGCUCACAACGACACACUCGCCACUCUGCAGGAGGAGCAUGCACGGACUGUGAAGAAUUUGAAGAUGGCCCAUGAACAGCAGAGGAAAUCUCUGGAAGAAGAGUUUGAAAAGAUCAGACUGUCACUGCAGGAUCAGGUGGACACGCUGACGUUUCAGAAUCGAAGCCUCAGAGACCGAGCGAAGCGAUUCGAAGAAGCUCUUCGCAAGAGCACAGAUGAGCAGAUAGUGGAUGCUUUGGCCCCAUAUAAACACAUUGAGGAGGACCUGAAGAGCCUGAAAGAAGUUCUGGAGAUGAAAAAUCAACAAAUCCAUCAGCAGGAGCUGAAGAUUUCAGAGCUGGAGAAAAUAGCUGAAAAGAAUGUGUACCUGGAGGAGCGAGUACAGGUGUUACAGCAGCAGAACGAAGACCUGAAGGAACGAAUAGACAAGAAUCUCGCUGUGUCCAGGCAACUCUCGGAGGAAAACGCCAACUUGCAAGUGAACGUGGAGAAGGAGAGCAACGAGAAGAAGCGUCUGAGUCGCACCAACGAGGAGCUGCUGUGGCGUCUGCAGACGGGCGAGCUAAGCCCUCGUAUGUCCCCGACUUCCUCCCCCAUCCAUCGGCCCUCCUCGGGACCAGGCUCCCCCGCCCGGCCACACUCCUACCAUCAAUGACACUCUCAUGGAAGCUCUUCUAUCUAACGCUUUCUUUUAAUUUAGUGUCAGACGCCCUGAUAUUUUUCUUUUUUUUUACAAACUCUGAUGAAUGUUCCUCUCAGUUUAAAGGGAAGGACACAAACGUGAUGCAUUUCCAAAGUUGAACCCCAGGAAUUUUAACCUUUGACCCAACGAAUUGUAUUAAUGAUCACACCUCUUAUUAUUCAAGAGGGAAUUCUCCACUUUUUUUUUUUUUUUUCUAUUCCACGCCGACGCCCCCCCACAGAGACCUGGUCAUUGUAGAUUUCAGAGAGCAGAAUCAAAAGUCACGGUGCCUCAGUUCUAUGUUUUCGCCUCCAUCCGCAUCUCCAUCUUCUCAUCCAGCGCUCAGGAUGAUGGAUGAACAAGACAUAGCGAACAUCAAAAGUGCAAACGACAAACACAAGAAGCGCCUUUUGCCGUCCAUUCUCUCCCACCAGCAACGUUUACCAGGGCACAGGCAAUACUUUGGGUAAAAAAAACAAAUCUAUCACAAAACUACCUACAGUGAGUUCCUCUCAAAGAGUGAAUCCUUCUCUGUGGCAUGUUAACCUUUUCAUGCCAAAAACAAUUCAUAUGUUGGGAGUGUAUGAAUGACUGCCAUUUAAACCUCAAUCAUCCAUCCUACUGUCUUCUGAAACAGCUAGCUAUCAUGACAAAACAUGAAUCCACUGAACUGCCAACACAGUGUAAUAUUUAUUACUGAAGAACUAUAAAUUGUACAGGUAUUGCUCUCUUUAAAGCAUGGUCUGUCUUCCAGUUAUAACGAACUUUACUUUAGGAUUGUGGCGAUGUGGAGCGGAAGGGCAAAGGGGCAACAAACUGAACAGGAUCUAUUAAAAAGUAACUCAAGAAAUAAUCACUGUAUUAUAGAUUUCAGACUGAGUGAGUUGGUGUCCCUCGCCUUCAGUCGGGUUCAGAAAAUAUAAAAAUGCAGGAUCUGUAAAAACCACCAAAGAGGAAAUCAUUCAACACAGCAGUUCAUCGUGUACUGUAGCCGUCAUAUGUUUGGAGCUGCGGAAUCAGCCGUGAACGGUGCAGACGUUGCGAAAUGUAAAUCUGUCCUCCUGCAUUGUUAAUCUACUUCUUUUCUCUUUCCCUUCUCAUUAAGAGCAUCAGUGCUCCAGCAGCUGCCCACAGUUGUUGCUGUUCUCUGUGUAUUCUCCACAGAAAACCCGAACUUGUAUUCUCCAUUUGAACCCUUCAAUUGACUUCUGGCUAAAUUCCCGUCAUCCACAAUUUGCUAAAUCAUCUUUUCAAAAACAAAAAUCAGCUUGCAGUGUUACCUCAUUUUCUCAUUGUCGAGAAUAAUCUCAGGUCUUGAGGAGAAUUAAGCAACUGCCGUAACUCUUUUUUUGUUUUUGUUUUCCAUUAAAUGUACUUCUCUGCUAUGUUUACAUAACCGCUCGUCUCGAAGGCCUGCUCUGCGAUACCUUCUUUGUAUAGCAUUAUUUGGAUGUAAAGAGUGUAGUGUAGUCAGGAAAUGUAUUAACAUGAGUAGAAAUAGUGUUUUAUUACAUUAAUCUUUUAUUGUAAUAAAGCCAUAUUUCUUUUACUGAACCCCUCAGAUAUGAAAUGUUCAAAUUUGCUGUUUGGCCAACAAGUUUCUUACGUUUAACUUGUUCGCUGGUGGGUUUGUUCUAUAAAAGGAAGCCGAAAGGACGUUUCUCUCCAUCAGGUACUCCGAUUGCACUGAUUGCCUCUGUGUCCUGUGGACAUGACCUUGUACUCAUUUACUGAAUGUUUGUGCGACACUAGAAUAAGAGUUUUUGUUUACAGUUUACAUCUCAAUGUCAAGAGGAGGAAGGUCGGUGCAUCGCGUGGAUGUCGUGACUUCUGUUGAUUGUUUACAGGACUUGCGUUGUAAAAGAUUGUGUUCAGUAUUUCAGAGAUUCAUGCACUGGAUAAGUUUAUAUGAAAGCAUGUCUUCAUACGGUUGUUGUGUACGAUUUGUUUGACAUUUCAUUGUUUAUUUAUUUGUCCUCCAAUCCUCCAGAACUGCAACUGUAGCUUAGCUGGUUAAAAUAUUGUGGUCAAUGAUAAGAAUUUAUGUCUAUACUGUAUAUGUUGCACUUUGUAUUUAAGUAUUAAAUCACACUAAGUAUACACAA
Stegastes partitus (bicolor damselfish) is the source of this 3830-nucleotide messenger RNA. Its product is annotated as microtubule-associated tumor suppressor candidate 2-like. The record is from RefSeq and is a predicted model, not a curated record. Gene Ontology annotation, molecular function: microtubule binding. Gene Ontology annotation, cellular component: cytoplasm; nucleus. NCBI's taxonomy places the organism in Eukaryota, Metazoa, Chordata, Actinopteri, Pomacentridae. The transcript is spliced from 12 exons. The coding region runs from base 1 to 1698 and encodes 565 amino acids.